Molecule: messenger RNA, 3651 nt
Organism: Pieris rapae (cabbage white)
Lineage: Eukaryota; Metazoa; Arthropoda; Insecta; Lepidoptera; Pieridae
Product: ras guanine nucleotide exchange factor F
Exons: 21
Coding region: 36-2816 (926 amino acids)
Molecular function (GO): protein binding
Source: RefSeq, a predicted model, not a curated record
AGACGAGUCCGACGGUGUGUCACGUUAAAACGGUAAUGGACAGGAAUAAAAAGGAAAAAACUAAAAUUCAAGAAGGAUGUAAUCUAUCCAGUCUUGGAUAUGGUCAGACCGAACCGGUGGAUUGGACGUGUGUACAAUUACCGAAGAAACAGGAUUUGUUUCAGGAGUUCUAUAGAAGAAUCCUGAAUAAUAUAAACACCGAUUGUAUUGUCCAUAUCGGCAAUGAAGAGUUCCAUUGUCAUCGCAUAGUACUUGAAAUUUAUUCGUCAUUAUUUAGCAAGAAUCCACAACGGGAAAUUGAAUUACCUAUUAGUAAUGUGAAGCCAACAGCCUUCCAAAUAAUUUACGAGUGGAUGACCGUAAGCGGCUUAGAGAGCAAUAAGCUGCUGAAGAGGGAAAAUGUUCUUGAUUUAUUUUCCGGAAGUCAAUAUCUUGGAGUUAAAGAUUUAGAAGAUCAAUGCUGGGCUUUUAUUGCAAAUGAUAAUAUUUUUAAUGAAGAUUCAGCGUUUGUUUUAUAUAGAGGAGCGAGAGUACAGCAUUUGACUCCCGUAAUGGAACUUAUGGUACCUCGAGUAAAGAGAUUCUUUCUGCCUCUAGUAGCUUCUAGCGAUUUUCUUGAUCUGACACCAGAGGAACUCAUGACUUUUUUGAAGUCCAACCAUAUUUGUGUUGCAAGUGAAAUAGAGGUUUUGAUGGCUGGUGUGAGGUGGUUGUACGGAGACUGGACCUCUCGAAAGCGUUUCGCAACAGACGUCAUGAGAUGUGUCCGCUUCGGUUUGAUAUCUCCAUGGCAACUUGUGGAUAUUAAACGGAACCCUGACAAUGCGGAGAUACUAGAGAUUGUUAAUGAACCAGACGUUCAGCAGAUGGUUGAUGAUGGUUUGGCUUACGUGAUUAUAAAAUAUUGGUAUGGAAACAAUUCAAAGAAUUACUACCAUUGGAUCGAUGUUCUUGGUUUAUCCGAACCAGUCGAGAGGAAUUGGAUAGGAGAGGAAAAGAAUCAUGUAACAUACAUUGAGUUUUUGAAAUAUCUAGAGCAGUUUAUGGUGCCAAAGGAACAGAUGUACAAGCAGAUGGCCAUGAUGCAACCACCUCGAAGAAAUGAUGACGCACCUGGCAGUUUUCGAGGAAAAGAUCAAGACAAAAUGGAGAUGCGCAGACCCAAAAUGGAUUUCCCUACGCCGGCUGUGUUGAUGGGGCUGACUGAUACUGAGAAAUUUCCAACGAUGAGUAAAUUCUUUGGAAACCAAGCAAAGAAAAGUCCUACACAGUCCUUCGAUAGACCACCAAUGGAUGUACUAAGAAAUCAUGAAACAAGAAACAUCCCAGAAAUGGAAAGGAAACAAACACAAUCCAUGAAUGCCCAGCCCAAAAUACAACAACACUUUUUGUACCGUAAGCAACCGAACACAGAUCAUCAAGUUAACCUCUGCAAUUUUGAACCACAAAUAGCCAACAACGUGCAUGAACCACCAGAGAAAGACUCAACCGAGGAAUUGGUGUCUUCGACCAGCGAGACAAGUGAGACUCCAGGAACGAGCGCAACAGUAACUGAUACAAGACGGGGUAGUCAGAAGCGGCAUAGCGUUGCAGCAUGCUAUUUAGCUGCUGCCACUGCGGCUCUAUCCGGGAACAGGAGAGACUCUCAGUCAGUAGAUCAACGGCCACAGGCCAGCAAUGUGUCCCGACCUGAUGCUGUCAACCGAAUUAAUUCAGUUCAGAUCAUCUCCAGCCCACAGGCGUCACUUUUUAAUCAAUCAAAGGAAUCCCUUGCUAAAGCUAAUAUGAACAAGCUAUCCACAUCUAUUUUGGGCCCGUCAAACAAGAACUAUAUAGUAGAUGGUUCGUUAUUCAACUGGGAUCGUGAGACAGUUCUGGUAUUUGGUGGAAUUGACCCCCAUACUCCAUAUGGUGUGGCCGGAAAUACUGGAAAAGAUAUAUACAGGUUUGAUCCCGUAACAAACACUUGGGAAAGUGUUGGGGAACUUCCUGAACCCAGACAUCAUCAUUCUGUGGCCUUUCUUCGAGGAAGAGUAUUCCUAGUCGGUGGUGCGGAUCCACGUGAAGAUGACUUGCGUGGAAAGUCGGUUGUGGUGUCAACUGUAUGGAGUUAUGAGCCGGUGACCCGGUCAUGGUUCAGCGAAUCUGGUCUUGCGAUACCGAGGAAGAAUUUUGGGCUGGUGGUUCAUAAAAUGGCGCUUUACGCUAUUGGAGGGCAGGAUAAAAAGGGCAGAGUAUUAAGAUCAGUGGAAAGGUUUGAUCCGAAGACAGGAUCAUGGAGUGAAGUACGGUCAAUGGGCGUGGCCAGGAUGGCCGUUGCAACUGUCAAGUACAGGGAUUAUAUUUGGGUAGCAGGUGGCAUGACUGGUGAGAAGAAACGACCUGUUUGCAAGAUCGUCGAGUGCUAUAAUUAUAAAACUAAUGAGUGGACAGAAAUUCAUAGUUUACGUUUUCCGAGAUGUUUCGCAACUUUAUUUUCUAUGAACGAUAAACUGUAUAUUAUCGGUGGAGCUGGAAAAAUAUCGGAUAAGGACAAAACACCAAGUAGCGUAGGUGCAAUAGAUGUAUGGGACUGGAAAGAGAGGCAGUGGAAACAGGAGACGGAGAUGUCUAUACCAAGACAUGGCCACGCCCUCGCCUACCUUGGCACGCAGCUGAUUAUAAUCGGAGGUGUAACAACAAUAUACAUGCGAGCGCUUAGCAAUGUUGAGUCGUUUUGCUGUGAACGCGGUGCCUGGAUUCGUGGAGUGGCAACCCUGCCUACUCCAUUGUCAGGCCAUGGAGCCGUCACUCUCCCACCGGCAUCACUUAUGUGAUGCAAAAUUUAUUUUCCAAAUUUAUAAGUUCAACGUAACGGAAAUGUAUCAUUAUAAUUUAUAUUAAUUCUGACCAAAGACUGAUUCAUAAAAAUCUAAUUGCAUUAUAACUAAGGGGAGUUGUUUCUUUCUGUCAAAUUAUUUAAAAAAUGGGAUAAAAAGAGACAAAGACUGUUUAUCUGAAGAUAUUUUCAGACUGAUUUCGUUUUUAUUAAUCAAUGUGAAUAUUACAAAAUUUUCAUCAUAUGAAUGUAUGACGUCAUUUAUAAUUGUUCCCAAAUUUACAAGUAAAUAGUUCAUCGAUUAAUUUGCAAUAAGAAAAUGCAAAAAUUUCGUAGAUAUAUAUGUAGAGAAAAUGUAUCAAUUUUAAAUAAUUUUUAUUGAUUUAAAAUUGGUGUGUAUGAAUUGUUUGUGUGACUCAGAAAUAACUGUUUGUCGAUGUGAUUUUUUUAUGGAUGUAAGUAAAACUUUUAGUUGUCUGUAAUGUAUCAUUUUAUAAAAUAAAUGGAACUGAUAAAUUGUAUUUCUGUGAUGUUUUGUGUUGUUAUUAAAAUUUAAAAGAUGUCAAUUGUUUCAUUUUUAAUACAACAUAAUUUAAAUUACAUAUUUUCGUAAAUAAAAUCGAAAUAUAAUUACACUGUUUUGAAAGUAACAAAAAUAAGCCAACAGCAUCGCUGUUUUAGCAAGCGGUUUUAGCAAAAACGUAUUCGAAAUGGUGAAAAUAAAUUAACACAAGUUUAAACAGUAUAAAAAUUUAUAAAAAAGGUAAAAAGAAUAAAAAUAAGUUAUAUAUAUUUCUAUGUUCUUAAUAGUUACAAAAAUCACUAAUUUAACA